This is a messenger RNA of Acanthaster planci (crown-of-thorns starfish), 632 nucleotides long. Its product is annotated as ATP-binding cassette sub-family C member 4-like. Gene Ontology annotation, biological process: monoatomic ion transport; transmembrane transport. Gene Ontology annotation, cellular component: plasma membrane. The record is from RefSeq and is a predicted model, not a curated record. Gene Ontology annotation, molecular function: ABC-type transporter activity; ATP hydrolysis activity; chloride channel activity. NCBI's taxonomy places the organism in Eukaryota, Metazoa, Echinodermata, Asteroidea, Valvatida, Acanthasteridae.
UUGUGGCAAAAUGAAGAGGAACAGCCCAGGAAAUCAUCAUCAAAAAUCCACCUCGAAGGAGUUAUCCUGGUUGGAGAAAUAGGAGCAUUUUCCUCGAGUUUCCUUAACCACAGGAGAACAAAAGAGUGUCUACACUUUCCAUGUAAAACAGAACUGACCGGUUGAUCCAGGCAACUAUCCGACAGCGAUUCAAGCACUGCACGGUCCUAACCAUAGCUCACCGCCUCAACACCAUCAUGGACUCCGACAAGGUCAUGGUACUUGAUGCUGGUCGUCUGAUCGAGUUUGACGAGCCUUACAUUCUGCUCCAGAAGGAGGGCAGUGCCUUCACCAGGAUGGUCAAAGAGACAGAUGCGAGGCUGUCAUGUCUGCAUGCGUUUAAGAUUUCACUAACAAGGUUGUGGUUCAGUGUGAAAAUGAAUGUGGUGUCACGCGGUGAGGUGCCCGGGGUGUCUGGCGUGUGCUUGGAGAUCAUUGUGGUGAGACGCAGUUUCUGGAGCCAGUAGAGUCAGAACUCAGGCUUUUUCUUCCAACUUCUGCUAAAAAAAUUUCUGAUCCCUUGACUACUAGGAGAACAAAACCUACUCCACGCAAGAAAAGAAAUAAAACCAAACCUCUGCAGAGCAGAGACA